Psylliodes chrysocephalus is the source of this 2619-nucleotide messenger RNA. NCBI's taxonomy places the organism in Eukaryota, Metazoa, Arthropoda, Insecta, Coleoptera, Chrysomelidae. The record is from the annotation of a GenBank genome assembly.
CAUGUUGCCAACAUAAUAAUCAAAAUGUCAUUUUACUUUAUUCAUAACCUCAAUAUAUUUAAAUAAAUGAAAAUUUGAUAUUUGAAUUGUUUUUAUGACAAUUUAAGAAUUAGAACAAGUUUAAUUAAAGAGAACAAUUCCGACAUUUUUCUAUUUUUAAAGUUUUAGCGGGUGAAGUACUGUACAAUCAUUGUUUUACUUUCAAAAAAUACUCGAUCAAACCAAACGAUCGAAGCAGACAGAUGACGGUCCGAUACUCUUGAAUAUUUUCGGGUGUUCCUGAAAGUCCUAAUAUUCCUGUUUUCAUUUUCACCCAAAGUGGCUCUUCCUGAAAAUGUUGAGAAUCGCCAGAGGAGUACAAAAUAAAAAGAUAUGGAAGCAACACACACUGCCAGUACUCACAGUUCCCAGACCCCUUAGUUAUAAUAACUGUUAUACAAUAAUUUCAUCUCGGCAGUACAGUCAAAGUUCAGACUCACAAAGUGGUGGUAGUGGAGGCCGAAAACUUUUGUUAGCUGUUGGAGCAUUAGUAGCAGCUGGAGGAGCCACCUUGGCAUAUGCUAAGCACGACAAUGAUUUUAGGAAAACUUUAACGGGAGUGGCUCCAUUUACUGAUGAUUUUAUUUCUGUGUUGUGGCAAGAAAAAAGUACUGGUAAUAAUGUAUUAGUUACUUCAUAUCAAAAUGUUAAAGGUUUUGUGACUGGUUUCACAAAUAAGGAUGAUACUCCACAUCCAGUUAAACAAACAUCCGCACCACCACAGUAUAAAGCAGCGCCACCAGUUCCAAAAAUUAAGAAAGAAGACACAAAACCGUCGGAGACAUCUGAAGUCAGACUGGAGAAGAUGGAAAGUACUAAACCAGGAUCUUCUGUUGAUAUUGGAGCUAAUUCAAAACCGAAACAAGAAAAAAAAUCAUUUGGCGAUGCUGGAGAAUACUCUGCAGAAAAUAUAACAAAAUUGGAACAGAAAAUUUGCCAGUCAGCCGAAGAAGCUGUUAACGCUUUUAACAAGGCUGUGUAUAUCACUAAAUUGUACAACGCUGAUAUAGAAUAUAUUGUUGACGAGGCAGUGAACGAGAUCAAGUCGGAGACUUGGGAACAAAUCAAGAGUAAGACAAGAUCGAAGAUUGAAUGUGUUAAAAGAGCGGUGGAAAAAGCAGAUAUCGCAACAAAGGAUAUAAAUAAGUUGAAGUUUUUAAUAUCUAGUCGAAAUUUCGAUGUACCUGAAUCAAGUAAACAGAUAAUAAGGGACAAUAUCAUAAAAGUUCAGGAAGACAUCGAAAAUGCAAGGAAAGAACUUGAACGGGAACAAAAAACUGGAAAGGUUUCUGAAAAGUACUGGGAUAAAAUUGAAAAGGCUAGACAUCACUUUUCAGAAGAGUUGGAGAGUCUCUUCCCCACUGUCGAUCUAGCAAAACAAGAAUUAAAUGUUAACAAAGAAGAUUUGGAUCUCUUUGUUUUGCACGCGUAUGCGAAUGUUUUAUUCUAUCAGAAGGAAUUGGCUAAAAUGGAAACGAUUAUUAACGAAAAGAUGAGAUUAGCCAUCGAAGCCGCUAAACAAGGUGGCUUUGAAGAGUUAACGGACGCUCAAAUACGCGAAGCAUUGGAACAGGAGAAAAGGAGAAUAGCAUUAACUUUCCAGCAUCAAGUACUGAAGCUGAGGAAAGAACAUGAAUUAGAGCUGAGAGACGCGUUAAAAAGACAAUCCCAAACUUUUACGGAUCAUUUGGAAGACGAAGUGAAGAAAAGGGAAGAAGAAAUCCAAAGAUGCUUAUCCCGGAAGUUUGAUGAAGUUUUAGAGAAUGAAAGAUCUAAGGCGAAAGUACAAAUGGCUGCUGUAGUGGGACGUCUCAAAGGGAUUGAUGAAGCUCUUCAAGAAAAACAUAGGUCAGAGGAAGCUGCUAAGCAGGGUCAAGUAUUAUGGAGCGCCUGUCAAUCUUUGUUAGGGGCUCUUACGAUUGGGUGUCCAGGAUUAACUUGGAAAGAUCAAAUUCGACCAUUGGAUCCUGAAAUUAGAGCUGUAGAAAAAGCUGCAGUUGAAAAAGAUGAUCUAGUGUCUGCUGUAGUCAAUGGCAUUCCCAAAGAGGCUCGAGACAGGGGAGUUUACCCAGAAGAUGCAUUGCGAGAACGGUUUCUUAAAGUUGAAAAAGUCGCAAGAACGGUUGCGCUGAUACCUGCAGAGGGCGCGUCACUACCUAUUCACUUAUUAUCCUUCUUGCAAUCAUUACUGUUGAUUAGGGCAGCUAGUCCAAUACCACAGGCUGAAUUAAAUGACGAGAAAGUAGAUGUUAGCAAAUUAAAUACUAUUGAAAUUUUGCAAAGAGCAAGGUAUUGGUUAGACCGAGGCGAUUUUGCACAAUCCUUAAAAUACAUGAACUUACUGACAGGUGCUCCCAGGUGCGUAGCAAGAGAGUGGAUGAACGAGACAAGAAUAUAUUUAGAAACUCGACAGGCUGCAAAUACAUUAAUGGCAUACGCUACGUCUAGUGGUCUUUCGUGUUUAUAAAGUACUGAGUCAACUAGUAUAAAUUUUAUUAAUUGCAGUUUGUUUAAAAACCUUUUGUUUAUAAUGAUCAAGUUAAUUCCUUUGCAUGUGUUGUAAAAUAUUAUUUCCAAUUG